AUGUUCUCAAUAUGGAAAAGAAUGAAAAAUAGCCAUUGCUACAAAAUAAUGUUUUGUAUUGGGGUUGUUGAUAUGUUGACACUUUUAUGUAAUGGAUUAUUAACUGGUUAUUUGGGGUAUUUUGGCUAUGUUUUUUGUUCAUCUCCCCGUUUAAUAUAUAUUGCUGGAGCUUAUGGACUUGGUAAAAAUUGAAUUUAUAGUUGAAUCUCGAUUGUUCGUACACUCUUGGUGAUGA
Messenger RNA from Meloidogyne enterolobii, 235 nucleotides. Lineage: Eukaryota; Metazoa; Nematoda; Chromadorea; Rhabditida; Meloidogynidae. The record is from the annotation of a GenBank genome assembly.